AUGCUGUCGACGACCGGUAAAGGUGUAGCGGCAGCCCCGCAGGGGAGAGGAGGAGGAGGGCGUGCGGAUCCAGGGGCAGGGAGGAAAAGCACCGGCCACAGAGGAGCUCAAAGCGGUGAAGACAGACGAGAGGGGCUCGGUGUUCAGGAGUGGUCCGACGGAUCCAGAUAUGAGGGAGACUUUGUGAACGGUUUCAAACACGGCAAAGGAAGGUACACCUGGAGAAACGGAGAGUUCUAUGAGGGCUCUUUCUACAAAGACUACAGGCAUGGGGACGGACUGUACUGCUGGCCCACAGGCCACAAGUUCAUUGGCAAGUUCUACCUCAACAGAAAGGAAGGAUAUGGACAGCAACUGUUCCCUGAUGGAACCACCUUUCAGGGCUUGUACUAUGCUGACCAGAGGUUUGGUCCAGGUGUGGUUAGUUAUCCAGAUGGCCGUCAGGAUGUGGGUCUAUGGCUCAGGGAAUGCCUGCUAAAGCUCUGCACCACUGUAGAAGAGGGCUUUAGCCUGAAGAACUUUCCAGAAUAUGCUGCCUACAUGGACCCAGAUGCCACCACAGAUUCGACUCAGCCUCCCAUUCUCUCUAGUAGUUUACACACAGAAGCCAGGACACACUCUGAGGUGCAUACAGACAGAGAGCUGCUGCAGUCAGAUGAGAAUUUUAUCCUUCCCCCCGGCAUGGAGAGUUACUCAACAGAUGGCGACCACUUGCCACUUCCCCCUGGCCGAAGAAGAGAGUUGGAUCAACUGUUUUAUGGCGAGCUGUGGGAGCCGGACAUUAAUCCGUACCAAGGCUAUGAACGAGACCCACUCUCCACUCUGCCCUUACAGGCCCGCAUGCAGGCUCACAUACACAAACACAGACGACAUGCUGAAAAUGUGGGCUGGGACGUGGCUGCCGUUCUCGCUCUGAACAGGGAACGUUUUGGUCCCAAAGGGCCUUUGGAAGUCAGCUCAGAGCGGAUGAUACAGCACGCCUCCCUAGGGGAACUGCAGGCUGUUUCUCAGAUCCUCCGGACUGGUUUGGUCCACCCUGAUGUAGCAGAUUCACAGGGACACACUGCACUGAUUGCUGCCACAGUAAACUGCCACAAUGACGUGAUCCAGCUGCUGUUGAAUCUGGGUGCUGACAUUGACAAGUUGAACUGUGAAGGCAUGUCUGCCCUGGCUGUGUGCCAUGUUGUCUACUACCCUUUUCAUUCUCUGCACACCACUUUGGCUGAACCGUCUCCCAAAUCUCAAGUUUUGAGGUCUCCAUCUGCAUGUGGGAGCAGUCCCCAGAUCAGCCAACUGGGCUUCACUAGAGACACACUUGGGCUUCAUGACAGACCCCAGACCACUAUGCAGACCAGCCAGAGCCAACUCUGUGACCAGGAAAGUGAAGUAAAAGGCAAGGAAACAGUCAUUGAGUUGAGAAAGAAGGAUGUGGAAUUGAGUGAGGAGGUCGAGGAAGGUGUAGAGGAGAAAGUGAGGCAUGUUCAUGAAGAGGAUAAAGAGGAGAGAGGAAGUGUGGAGCGCUCCAUUCAGGUGUUGGAUGGACACAUUGCACUGGGCAGCGUGCAGUGGAAGGAAUGCCGAGCUAAGGCAGCAACAAUAGUUCAGCAGGGCAAAGACAAAGACCUGACCCAGAAUCAGACCUUUGAUUCUGCCCGCUCUGUCAGCAGCUAUAACAUCCAGGUCACAGAGGAAGUGAUGCAGCUCUCGGCAGAAGCUCUGAGUCGCACAGGGAUUCCUCAGCGCUCUGACACACAGGAGACUGUACGCAAAAUGGCUGCUAUGAAAAUUGAACACCGUCUUCGUUUGAAAACCAUGAAGCUGUUAUUAGAACGGGGAGCUGACCCCAACGUAUCCAAGGUUCCCAUGCCUGUCAUCUUUUUAGCAGUUAUGGCAGCUGACACUGAGGCUGUCAGGAGACUGCUGCUGUGUGGAGCUCGUACUGACAUUCCCCUUCCACCUGAGAGGAGAGGCCUUUAUCCCCUGCAUGUAGCUGCAGCACUGCCAGGUUCACCAGGCCCCAGAAUCACAGAACUGCUGCUGUACACUAUCAACGACCCAGAUGCACAGGCACAAGACCAGGACAAGAUCUAUGAACCGGAUAGGGUGCAUGAGUGGUCACAUCUCAAAGAAGGAGGCAGGACGGCCCUGCAUGUGGCCUGCCAGAGAGACAGUGACUACCGGAAUGCCAGUAAGGUGGUGGCCCUUCUGCUCUCCCACAGAGCCAGCACAGACCUCCUCUGGAGUGGACACUCACCUCUCUCCCUGGCUAUAGCAAGUGGCAAUGACCUGGCAGUGGAGGAGCUGUUGAAAGGUGGUGCAGAUCCCAACAUCCCCCUUGGCCGUGGGGUGGGCAGCGCUCUCUGCGCUCUCGCAAACAUCAACUACCACUUAGGUGGCAACAGAGCUAAGCUGUUGGAUGUGUUAGCCAAAGCUGGUGCUGACAUCUUGAUGCCAAUUAUGGUGGGUGAUGUUGUGGGAACUGCAGUCGACUAUGCACACCACUCCUUUAAUCAGGACUUGCGUAUUGCCAACACUCCCUUCCACGCUCUGAGCAUGCGGGAGAGGGAAACGUUCAAAGCACGGCGCCAGUUGCUGAGCAUGAUGAGAGAUCUGCUGAGACGGACUGCUGGCCAGUGGGAGACCGAGAAUUUAGACGGAGAACAACAUCUCACACUAAAUGGUACCAGUAGUGCAGAGAGGUUUGUGCACAAGGGGGCAGGUGCCAUCUCCUCAAACAGGCCCCUCCUCAGCUGUGAAAGUCUACCACACAUAACAGAAAAACACAGGAAACCAUUGUUUAAAUUCUGCUAUCAGUGUGGUCGCUCUGUGUCCGUGAAGCUGACAGCUUGUAGCCGCUGCCACAAGGUCUUCUACUGCUCCAGGUCCUGUAAACUGAAAGCAUGGGAUGAACGACACAAGGAAGAGUGUAUCCGGAUGUCAGCAUCUGCUGAUGGCAUCCAGAAGAGAGUUGCGUUUAAUUCCCAAAGAGGCCCCAGGCCCAUGACUGUCAUGUUGAAAUCCAAAACAGUCCCCAGGCCCUUGAGUGUCAACUUGAAAUCCCAAAGCCUCUCCAGGCCCCUGAAAAUGGCAGAGAAGGUCUUGGAGAGCCAAGUCAACCUGAAGGAAAACUACAGCUACAACUGA
Messenger RNA from Seriola dumerili (greater amberjack), 3144 nucleotides. It is a transcript of the gene ankmy1, whose product is annotated as ankyrin repeat and MYND domain containing 1. Lineage: Eukaryota; Metazoa; Chordata; Actinopteri; Carangiformes; Carangidae. The record is from RefSeq and is a predicted model, not a curated record. The coding region runs from base 1 to 3144 and encodes 1047 amino acids. The transcript has 20 exons. Gene Ontology annotation, molecular function: protein binding.